AUGGCGCUGCAGACCAUUCUUCUCACACUCACAGUCGUCUGGGCUGCAGCACAGACCCCACCAUGCAGAAGACUGGGGAGGGCAGCCAAGCCCAGCUUCUAUCAACAUGGAAACAUCAACAUCGGUGGGGUCUUUGACCUUCACAGUGAAACCAGGAAAAUGAGUAUGCAAUUCACAAGGACACCAGAGCCAAUGAAAUGUGUAAGAGUUAAUUUCAGAGAAUUCCGGGUAGCCCAGACCAUGAUCUUCGCCAUUGAAGAAAUUAACAACAGAACAGACCUCCUCCCAGGUGUAUCUCUUGGAUAUAAGAUAUACGACACCUGUCUCUCUCCAAUGUUCUCAAUAAGAUCAGCCAUGGCUCUGAUGAACGGUUAUGAGGAAACACUGACCGACACAUCAUGUUCCACACCAGCAGUUGUGCAGGCCAUUGUUGGGGCAUCCAUGUCGACUAACUCCAUUGCAAUUGCAGCAAAUGUUGGAUUAUUUAAGAUUCCAGUGAUCAGUCACUUUUCAACAUGUGCAUGUCUGAGCAACAGAAGAGCGUUUCCCUCAUUCUUUAGAACCAUUCCCAGUGACUAUUACCAGAGCAGAGCACUGGCUCAGCUGGUGAAGCACUUUGGCUGGACCUGGAUAGGAACAGUGAGGGGGGACACUGACUAUGGCAACAAUGGAAUGGCCACAUUUAUAGAAGCUGCUCAACAAGAAGGGAUCUGCAUUGAGUAUUCUGAGAAAUUUCACGUAACAGAACCAGAGAAAUUACUGAAGGUUGUAGAUGUUAUCAAGAGAAGUACUGCAAAGGCAAUUCUAGCAUUUCUUGGUCCAGUUGAAAUGAGCAAGUUAUUGGAACAACUGACCCUUCAGAAUAUUACUGGUCUCCAAAUGGUUGGCAGCGAAGGCUGGAUAACAGCAAGUAAUCUAGUGACACGAACAAGUUUCAGAGUACUGGGAGGAUCUAUUGGCUUUGCUGUCAACAAAGGCGACAUAAAUGGCUUCAAAGAAUUUCUAUUAAAACUACACCCCUCCCAAAAGCCAGGAAACCUUGCUGUCAUAGACUUUUGGGAAGAUAUGUUUCAGUGUUCCCUAAUAAAUGAGAACAGUCUACCUUCCAUAAUCCCCUGCACUGGAUCUGAGAGCUUGAGUGAAUUGGAAAACCAAUACACUGAUGUAUCAGAGCUGAGAAUUCCCUACAAUGUUUACAAAGCAGUGUAUGCUGUUGCUCAUUCUCUCGAUGACCUGCUGGCAUGUACAGCCCAUCGAGGAUGCACAAACAGUGUGAAAACAGAACCCUGGCAGGUACUUAGGGCACUGAAAAAAGUCAAUUUCACUUUGGGAACUGGAGAGAACAUCUCCUUUGACAGUAAUGGAGAUCCAAUAGCCAGAUACGAGGUGGUGAACUGGCAGCUUGGUCCUGAUGGUGCAGUAGAGUUCAGAGUGGUUGGCUACUAUGAUGCCUCUUCACCAUCUGGUCAGCAGUUUGUGAUGAGACCUGUUAGUGUGGUUUGGGCAGGUGGGCAAACACAGAAACCCAGGUCAGUGUGCAGUGAGAGCUGUCCCCCAGGCACCCGGAAGGCUGUGCAGAGAGGAAGGCCAGUCUGCUGCUAUGACUGUGUGCCCUGUGCUGAGGGAGAAAUCAGCAAUGCUACAGAUUCUACUGACUGUAUUCAGUGCCUGGAAGAACAGUGGUCAAAUGUUAAAAGAGAUCAUUGUGUUUUAAAGACUGUUGAGUUUCUGUCCUUUCAAGAAAUUAUGGGAAUAGUGCUUGUAAUGUUUUCUAUAUCUGGAGCAUGUGUAACUGUAUUUGUAGCAGUGCUGUUCUUUUUAAAUAAGGAUACACCAAUUGUGAAAGCCAACAACUCAGAGCUGAGCUUCCUGCUGCUCCUUUCAUUGAAACUGUGUUUCCUUUGCUCUCUUACCUUCAUUGGCCAGCCCUCUAAGUGGUCCUGUAUGCUGCGCCACACUGCGUUUGGGAUCACCUUUGUCCUCUGCAUCUCUUGUGUUCUAGGGAAAACAUUAGUGGUAUUAAUGGCCUUCAGGGCUACACUUCCAGGCAGUAAUGUCAUGAAGUGGUUUGGGCCUCCCCAGCAGAGACUGAGUGUUUUUGCUUUCACUCUCAUACAGGUCCUUAUUUGUGUGCUUUGGUUAACAAUAUCCCCUCCUUUCCCCAAAAAGAACGUGGAGCACUACAAAGAAAAGAUCAUUCUAGAAUGUGAUGUCGGAUCAGCAGUUGGGUUCUGGGCUGUACUUGGCUAUAUUGGGCUCCUCUCUAUAUUGUGCUUUGUUUUAGCUUUUCUGGCACGUAAGCUACCUGACAACUUCAAUGAAGCUAAAUUCAUCACUUUCAGCAUGCUCAUAUUCUGUGCAGUCUGGAUCACCUUCAUACCAGCUUAUGUCAGCUCUCCGGGAAAGUUUACUGUAGCUGUGGAGAUCUUUGCAAUUUUAGCAUCUAGCUUUGGCUUGCUGUUCUGUAUUUUUAUUCCAAAAUGUUAUGUAAUAUUAUUCAAACCUGAGCAAAAUACAAGAAAACAUAUCAUGGGUAAAACAGAUGUGAAAUCUCAGUGA
Conger conger (European conger) is the source of this 2559-nucleotide messenger RNA. Its product is annotated as extracellular calcium-sensing receptor-like. The coding region runs from base 1 to 2559 and encodes 852 amino acids. Lineage: Eukaryota; Metazoa; Chordata; Actinopteri; Anguilliformes; Congridae. The record is from RefSeq and is a predicted model, not a curated record. The transcript has 6 exons. Gene Ontology annotation, biological process: G protein-coupled receptor signaling pathway. Gene Ontology annotation, cellular component: membrane. Gene Ontology annotation, molecular function: G protein-coupled receptor activity.